Molecule: messenger RNA, 811 nt
Organism: Tachysurus vachellii
Lineage: Eukaryota; Metazoa; Chordata; Actinopteri; Siluriformes; Bagridae
Product: myosin-IIIa-like
Exons: 7
Coding region: 41-811 (256 amino acids)
Biological process (GO): protein phosphorylation
Molecular function (GO): protein kinase activity; ATP binding
Source: RefSeq, a predicted model, not a curated record
CGAGAAUGUGUGUGUGGUGAAGGAGUGAAGAAGAGGAGACAUGGCUUCAGGGAGGGACAGGAGAUCUCUUAGGAAGAUGUUUCCACAGUCGGGGAAAUCCAUCGUCUUUGACAGCUUCCCCGAUCCUUCAGACACCUGGGAGAUCGCGGAGACCAUCGGGAAAGGAACCUACGGAAAAGUCUACAAAGUGUUGAACAAGAUCGACAGCAGCGAGGCCGCCGUCAAAGUGCUGGAUCCGAUCCAUGAUAUUGAUGAGGAGAUCGAGGUUGAGUACAACAUCCUGAACGCGCUCUCUGAUCAUCCCAAUGUGGUGAAGUUCUACGGCAUGUUUUACAAGAAGGAUCCUAAAAACGGAGACCAGCUGUGGUUGGUGCUGGAGCUGUGUAACGGCGGCUCGGUGACAGAUCUGGCUAAAGGAAUGCUGAAAAGGGGAGAGCGGAUGGACGAAGCAAUCAUCGCCUACAUUUUACAUGGGGCACUGAUGGGCCUUCAUCAUUUACACAAGAAUAACACCAUCCAUCGAGAUAUAAAAGGGAACAACAUCCUCCUGACCACUCAGGGGGGGAUAAAGCUGGUUGACUUCGGUGUAUCAGCUCAGCUAACCAACACCCGUCUCCGGAGAAACACCUCAGUCGGUACGCCAUUCUGGAUGGCCCCUGAGGUCAUAGCGUGUGAGCAGCAGUUGGAUUCAACAUACGACGCUCGUUGUGACACCUGGUCUCUGGGUAUAACCGCCAUCGAGCUGGGAGAUGGAGAACCACCCCUGGCAGACCUAUACCCCAUGAGGGCUCUCUUCAAAAUCCCAAGGUGA